GUAGCAUCAAGACCGGUCAUGCGCAGUGAGCACAUGUUCCUCCAUAGGUAACAGUGAAGCGAGAAUUGAAUACAGGUGUACACUGGAUACUGAAUCACUGACUGACCCCACUCAGUUCAUUGUUUUUACGCUCCACGGACCACACAGGUCAGGACGUGAUGUAAUAGAAAGCCAGACACACCGCUGGGGAGUGCCACACCCACCGGACUGCAUGGUCACUGUAGUUUAGUUUCACUGUACCUAUUGGACCAUUCAGCAUGGCUACCGCAGACAACGGUGUCUACCUGCAGAACUUCUCACGGUUUAAUGACCCUGCACAGGGGAGAUUUUCUGCUUUGGGAUCAGAUGGUAUGACACCAGACGAUGAUGACCAUGAUGACGCAGAUGGCCAGUCUGCGGACCCAACACGACAGAGGCCCAAGUUUUCCAGUGUGGAAAGUCUUCCAUCUGAUGGUUCAAGCGUACGCAACAUGUUUUUUCAAGAUGGAGACCGUAAAAUCGACUUUGUCCUUGCAUGGAAGGUCAAGGUUAAAAAACAGCAAGAGGCGGAGGAGGCAAGAAUGAUCUUUGAGACUAACCUACGUGAUGAAGGCCUAGAACUGGAGUAUGACAAGAGGAACGGCGAGACCCACUUCAUGAAGGUCCAUGCUCCUUAUAAGGUGUUGGAGAGGUAUGCUGACAUCCUCAAGAUCCGUAUGCCAAUGAAGGAGACCGUCGUCUUACAUAACAUGGCCGGCAAAUUCGAGGACUUGGAGGUGUACAGCGUUAUGAAUAAAAGUCCCGUGCAGUCUGUGUCGACGCGGCUGUGGAAUUCCGUCACUGGCUUUUUCAAGCGCUUCCUGUCCCCCUUCCAAAUAGACCCGACUGUUAUGCCUCCAGUAAGGCGACGCUACACGUGCCCAUACAGCCGGAACAAGAAAUAUCUAUUUGAAAUGAAUGAAAAUAAAGAGCUGCUGUUUUCAAAUGCUGUGAGAAGUUGGAUCGUGGAUUACAUUUUGAGAAGGAAAGCAUUCAAGAAAGACGAAGGAAAAGCAUUUUCAUUUGGUCUGAAGAAGAUGAUGGCUGAUGGGUUCUAUGAUGCUGCCUUCCCCAUGCAUGAGGGUCACUGGAAGCCUGGGUCCGCCAACAACCCACGCAAAUUGCUCUACGAUUACUGGGCCGGCUGGAGGAGCUUCCUCAAGUUUCAGCCACAUGACUACAUCAGAAAUUAUUUUGGUGAAAAGAUUGCCAUAUACUUUGCCUGGCUUGGUUUCUACACGACAAUGCUGGUUCCUGCUUCGAUAGUUGGUCUGAUAGUGUUCAUCUAUGGCUGUGUUAUCAUGUACACAAAUGAUGUCACGGCAGAGCUCUGCGAUCCCAAAAACAACUUCACCAUGUGCCCCUUGUGUGACCGUCAGUGUCCCUACUGGAAACUACAUGAGGCAUGUACUCAUGCAGCCGUCAGCAGGAUAUUUGAUAAUGGUGCUACCGUCUUCUUUGCCAUCUUUAUGUCACUGUGGGGUACUCUGUUUCUUGAGUUUUGGAAACGUCGAGAGGCUACGAUCCAGUAUAAAUGGGACCUUACUAACUUUGUUUCUGAAGAGGAACCUCCAAGACCUGAGUAUUUGUCCCAGUUGGAAGGUUGGCACACACUGAAGGUCAACCCAGUCACAGGGAUCAAGGAGCCCCACCUCCCAUUCUGGAGGCGCCGUUUCCCCAUCUUUCUCUGCUCCUAUACAGUCAUGAUAGUUCUGGCACUGAUGGCUGUAGGUGCAGUGAUUGGAGUGAUAGCUUACAGGGUGUCCAUGUUGGCUGCACUACAACUGAUCCGAAAGCAAGAAAUAUUCACCAACAGCAGCGACGUUACCACCAAAACCGUCAAUCUCAUCUACCAGAAUGCCAGUCUUUUGACAACAGUGACAGCUGCCUUGAUCAACCUGGUCAUCAUUCUGCUGCUGAACUUCGUGUAUGGGUACCUGGCUUUCUGGCUGACAGACUGGGAGUGCCUGCGCACACAGAGCGAGUAUGACAGCAGUAUCACUCUCAAGUUGUUUGCUCUGCAGUUUGUCAACUACUUUUCUUCCAUCAUCUAUAUUGCAUUUUUCAAGGGGAGGUUUGUUGGCCGCCCCGGGAAGUACAGGACCGUGUUUGGAGGACGCCAGGAGGAGUGUGAGGCCGGGGGCUGUUUAAUAGAGCUGUGUAUUCAGUUGGCAAUCAUCAUGAUCGGAAAACAACUGAUACAGAACAACUUUGUGGAGAUAGUGCUGCCAAAAAUAAUCAAGUUCAUCAAAAAGAAAUGUGCGAAGGAGACUCGAGAGCAGAAACUAGCAAAGACUCCUUGGGAGAAAGACUAUAAGAUGACAGCUUCACAGACCACAGUUUUGUUCUAUGAAUACUUGGAGAUGGCUCUACAGUUUGGAUUCCUGACAAUAUUUUGUGCUGCCUUUCCACUUGCUCCAAUUUUCUGCCUGUUGAACAACAUCAUUGAGAUCCGCUGUGAUGCAGCCAAGUUUAUAACACAACUUCGCAGACCAGUAGCAGAUCGUGCUGCAAAUAUUGGUAUAUGGUACAGUGUGCUGUAUGGUCUCUCCAGGAUUGCUAUCAUCACCAAUGCAUUUGUGAUCUCACUCACGUCCGACUUCAUCCCUCGGCUGGUCUAUGGUUUGCGCUACAGUGAAGAUGGAAGCCUCAAAGGUUACGUCAACUACACCCUAGCUUACUUCAACACCAGUGAUUUUGAGGAGGACCACCGCCCAUCAGAUAGCAUUAUUUCUAAUGAAGCAAUCUGCAGGUACAAAGAUUUCCGUAACCCACCCUGGCACUAUGACAGAGAGUACCGCCGGUCAGAAGUGUUCUGGCAUAUUCUAGCUGCACAAUUGGCAUUUGUAGUCGUCUUUGAGAAUGUCGUGGUUGUGGUGACAAGUCUAGUGGCAUGGAUGAUACCUGAUGUUCCAUCCGAGCUGAAAGAACAGAUCCGUCGUGAGGCGUACGUGACAAAUGAGAUUGUGUUGAAGACCGAGCUGAUGCGAGCUCAUGGCCAAGAAAUCACUGCAUCAACAAUUGCUCUUGUUUCUGAUGAGGAGUCAGGCCGAUAUUCCCCCCGACUCAGCGAGGAUUUUGAGGAACCAAAGCUGAUUCACAGGGGAGUGAACAACGGGGUGGAGUCCGAAGACUCUAAGACUUAUGUCUAGCAGAAAUUGACAGCCUGUUAACACAGCAAGUCAAGGAGACUAACGUCUAGCAGUAGCUGGCCACCAGUCAACUCAACAACAGUAGGCAGCCAAGGAGACUACAUGUAUUGUCAAGAAGUUUCCUUUAGGCACCUAGACCCAGAACAGAUAUUAACUGCAGUAGGCUUUGUGAGUGUUUUGUGUUGAUCACUUACUUGAACGUAUGAAACCUCUGCCUACUAACAUGAACUAUGCUCCUUCCAUAAUAAUGACCGCCACACCAUCUCCCUCCAUUAUAUUGUCUUCAUGCAUGAUAAGAGGGUUGUUUAUUAUAUGAAGAGUUUUCUUAUAAGAUUAUUCUGUGAUGAGAAAGGGUAUGUCAUGGUUGUGAUGGAAGACCAUGACCUGCCUGCAUUGUAACAAGUGUCAAGUGCCUUUAACUUCACUCAGUUCCAAUCUGUGAUGUUUCAAAUUGAGAACCAUAGUGGCUAUAGUCGACAACACUUGUAUUUUGCUGUUACUGUAAAUUUGUACUUUAGACAAAACUUGUAUUGAUGGCAGUUGCUGAGGUAAUGUAACAGUGAAACAUUACAAUUGUUAAGGUAAUGUUACACUUUCACACUGCAGUUGAUAUAGGUGAUGUAACAUUUACAGUCCAUGUCAAAUGUUUUUAUAGUGCACUAGCCUGAACAUAGUGCACUAGUCUCUUGACGUCAUUUUCAGUAGAUCUUAGUGUUAAUGAUGGACUGCAUGUACACUGCAGUUGCUAAAGAUGUUGACACUUGUGUUGUGAUGCAAUAUUACCCAUACGCUGGAGGGAGUGGUGAAAGUUACUUUAGUUGUCUUUGCAAAUACAUAUGCCCUUAUUUCUUUAGCAACGAGUUUUGCAGUCUGACAGACUGAUUAUGUUUUGUUAGUGCAUAAUCAGCUUGGCAGCCAAUGGUAAUAUGUUGUUGAUGUUGUAUAUCCUUGAAACUUUUUUGUUGUCAAGGCUAUUUAUGAGCUAAUGCAUUUAAAAUAGAUUUCUACAAUUUUAUUUUACAUAGCAAUAUUGUUACCCACUAUGGUACACCUGAUGUAGAGAUUAUCCUCUAUCACAUAUCACACAGUUUAUUCACUGAGUUUACAUACAACACAGUACAUUCUUUUUUCUAUAUUUGUAUGUACACUGCUCUAUGUAAGUGUUGUAUUUUCCAGUAUUACUUCUGUACAGGCUUGGUGACAUUUGCUGGUCCAUGUUUUGCUGGUUUUGUUUCGUGUUAGUGAUGUUGUGUGAUAUUUUCUUAGCUAUUUUAGCGCUUUUUAUGAUGGUUUUAGUAAUGGGAAGAAAAGAUCUGCUGUAGUAGGUGCUCAGUCUGUAGCAAACACUUUGUGUCAGUAGCCCAAACCUGGAUUUAAGCCUCAUUUUCUGUAGAUUUUGAUGCUAUUAUCAGACUAUUAUUAGCUGAGCUUACUGGACCGAACAACAUUUUACUAGAUUCGGGCUUCAGACUAGUGGCUAGCGACACAGACUGGGGGCUACUUGAGCAUCUUCAGUGGGAGUUGAGACAAGCAAUAUAAGUGUGACAAAAUGUGCCUUUAUUUUGAGGAACAGGAUGUUUGGAACUGAAAAGUUAUAAACUUUACCUUUUUAUACAACUGGUUAUUUUUAAAUAUAUGCAUUAAUCUGUUAUUAUCAGUUAUUGUCGGUGAUUAUUUAAAAAUUACUAUCAUGUUCCAGUACAUGCAUACAGUUUAAGGAAAUGAAGGCUGUUUGUAAGUGUGGGUGCAUGGACAACCUGCUUUGUCAUAAGGUGUAACUAGGUAACUGAUAUGAUAUGCAUAGUACUGAGUAGCAAAUAUGAUUUCAGUUUAAUGAGACUGUAUUGUUGAUGGAGAGGGGAUAUUGCACAGUGCUACAUCACACCCUUACUAUGUAAAUAUUCCAACCAUUAACAUAAUUCUCUACUUUUCACUAGAAAGUUGAUUCAAAUGUCAAGAAUGAUAUGCUGGUUUGUCUUUUCAACAAUUUCUCAUAUAACUUCUCAAAACCUUAUCCAUCUUUCAAAUUUCUGUUUGAUCAACUGAUCUUAAAGCGCAGCAAAAUACCGGUAAAUGUUCAUUUUGUUAACAAUAGUGCUUACAAACAAUGUGUAACAUCUGUAUGAUUUUGUACCAUACAUUAGUUUCAUUGCAACACAGAAACCGAUCCUCUCUGACACAAAUGAUAUAUCAACACAUUAUUUUCAAGAAACAUUUAGAGUUUCUAUCAAAUUCCUUUGCAAACUGUCAAUGAUAAAUAGAUUUGGGUCACAAAACUUGUGUAUACACGAAUUCUCUGAAUGGUAUUUAGAAGUGGGUACUUUUAGAUAACUGAGAAAUGUGUAGGUAUUUGACAUAACUUCAGUUUAAGUGGUUGUGAAAUUGCUACAGUAAAAUAUCAUGUAUAAACCCGACACUUUGCAUCAUGCAAUAGUUCAAUGGAGAAUGUAUUCUGUCUUCACGUCUUUCUGAAUCUCAGAAGUUGGUUGUAUAAUACUCAGGGUCUGUGUCUUUCUUACCUGGUAGUUUAGCCAAAUGUUUUUUUAUGUAUGUUUUGUGAAUUGUUAAAAGGGUAUGUGCAUCAAGCCAAGUCCAGCUGGUUGGAAGUUGAAUUAAGGGCUGGGAGUAGGAAAGAUCUAUCCAUUUUGUUACAACAAUGAAACACCAUCAAACACUGUCACUUUGUUUUUGUAUGGUUCACCUGUGCCAGAGGUUUUGUACUGUGUUGUUGACUGUCUGUUGAUCCAUAAACUUUGACGUUUUCAACUUCUCAGAAAACAUUGUAGAUCAUGACUGACAGCAAAAUGUUAGUCAACUGAAGCUGAAUUCACAUAAGAUAUUCUGAAAACACAUUGAGUAAAAGCACUGUAUUUUAGAUGAUCUUCAAAAUGCUGACCUAUUAUGCAUAAAGUCUGACAUCACAUUAAUUUUUUACACCAUAUGAAAGCUCAAUUAUUGGCAAAAGUAAAACGAUUUUGCGUUCUGUAAAUGAUGACACCUUGUUAAUAACACCUUAAAGCAGUAUUGAAUAUUUAAAUUUGCAUUGUUAUUCUGUUGUGAUAUUGACAUAAAAUAUGUCCUUCACCACAUCUCUGAUUCCUGUCAGUUGAGGUACAGUCUUGCGAUACUGUUCUGGAACACCUAUUACUAUUACUAUGAGGUCAUAUUUGAAGGCAUCAUCAUAAAACCACAGAAUUGUUUAUUGUUUGCAUGUGCUUUAGCUAGUCUCCCGAAUAUCUUGCCCUCCCCAUGUAUUUUUAUAACACUACAUAUCACCACAGGCUAACUGAGUGUUACAGGUUAUGAUGCAUGUAUUUAUACCAAGGAUGAGUACCAGGAAGUGAGGAGCCCAUGGCUAGGGAGCACUUCCUAGGUGUGAUAUGACUGUACCCAUGUUCAUAUUCACAGAAAUAAAGUAUUGUCAUACUUAAA
Molecule: messenger RNA, 6602 nt
Organism: Haliotis rufescens (red abalone)
Lineage: Eukaryota; Metazoa; Mollusca; Gastropoda; Lepetellida; Haliotidae
Product: anoctamin-1-like
Exons: 26
Coding region: 258-3170 (970 amino acids)
Biological process (GO): chloride transmembrane transport
Cellular component (GO): plasma membrane
Molecular function (GO): chloride channel activity; protein dimerization activity
Source: RefSeq, a predicted model, not a curated record